Molecule: messenger RNA, 531 nt
Organism: Ixodes scapularis (black-legged tick)
Lineage: Eukaryota; Metazoa; Arthropoda; Arachnida; Ixodida; Ixodidae
Exons: 2
Molecular function (GO): zinc ion binding
Source: RefSeq, a predicted model, not a curated record
CUCCUUACGAGUAUUUUGGAAUAUGCUAACGCUACGAAAUAUUCGCGGUGCUACGAGGAAGCGGACCUCCUGUUACAGGCCGGGCAUUUGUUUCUUUGCGGCAAAACAUCGUCGUCCGAGGACAACGUUGAAAUAUUGGCGUUGUGCCUCGCAACGAGCAGCGUCCGAGGCGAUCCGCAUGAGAUCACCGUAAAACUUGUCGCGGGAGAUGGCCCAAAGUUCCGUGUGGACAGUGCCGUCUGCUCGUGCGUGGCGGGAUCAUCAGAAUGCUGCAAGCACGCUGUCGCCACGCUUCUUCACUGCAACAGAAAGGGAAUCCAGCAUCUCGAAGAUCUAAGCUGCACCGACAAGGAGUGCGCGUGGAAAAAGACCCCUGGAAAGGAGUUGUAUGGCGAUCCUGUGCCGUACAAGAUGUUCUGCCAUGUAAAGAGGCUCCGACCUACGCUGGAGCCUUCACCCGAGGCGCAGGCAGCUAUCCUCAAGCAGCUGACAGGCGCCUGCUUUAAUUCUGCGCUCGCCAAGCAUAGGUAG